UGUGGCAUCUUCGGAUGCGUGUCCCACCGCAUGCAUGACGUGUCCAGGGCUGGGGGCUGCGUGGGCACGGCGCUGGCUGUGUGCUGGCCCCGUACCCCGAGGCGGCACGACGUGGUGGGGAGCUGGAGAGCCCACGUGGGCGCGCUUGGGCCGCGGUGUGACUGCGCGUGUAACGGGUGUCACGGUGCCUGCGUGGGCGUUGAGCUGCAGGGUGGGGGUGCCACCCCCCGCGGCCCCCAUUGGCGGCUCUCCUCUCGCCCACCCACGCCGUGCCACGGGCAGAGCCCCUUAUUUAGCUCCGCACGGCUGCCAGCGCUGGGGUGCUUCACCUCCAGGCUGAGCGUGCCCGAGAGCUGUCGGCGCAGCCUGCGGCCGCUGCCUCUCGCCACUCCACAGCCACCAGAGGCAAGGGACGCGCUGCCCGCACUGCAGCUGAGGGCUGAGCAGGUCCCCACACCCCGUGCCAGGUCGCCCGCCCCGGCGAGGAUGCGGAGCCGCGCGGUGCUCGCCCUGCUCGCCCUGGCCCUGCCGCUCGCCCUCGCCCGUUUCGCCGCCGCCCCGCCGCCGGGCCCCGCGCUCCGCUCCCAGAGCGGCCCCGGCCCCGAGCCGCUGCCCCCGGUACUACCCUGGAGAGCCCGCGGCGACCCCAGAGCCGCCUUCGCCGCCCUGCUGCAGCUGCUGCGGGAGGAGGACGCCGGUCCCCCGGCGCUGGCGUCUCCCCAGAAGCGGGACAUGCACGACUUCUUCGUGGGGCUCAUGGGGAAGCGGACGGUGGAGCCCGGUAGGGCGGCGGGGGAGGACCGGGGGGCGGCGAAGCCGCAGCAGAGGGGCUGACCGCAGCCCCCCUGCUCCCCAGCCCCCCCCCGCGGACGCCCCCAGGGCCGCCGGGUUCCAGCGCCGGGCAGCGUGAGGAGGGACGGGGGGCGGCGGCGCCAGGAC
Molecule: messenger RNA, 939 nt
Organism: Oxyura jamaicensis (ruddy duck)
Lineage: Eukaryota; Metazoa; Chordata; Aves; Anseriformes; Anatidae
Gene: TAC3
Product: tachykinin precursor 3
Exons: 5
Coding region: 31-834 (267 amino acids)
Biological process (GO): tachykinin receptor signaling pathway; positive regulation of blood pressure
Source: RefSeq, a predicted model, not a curated record